Messenger RNA from Trichoderma atroviride IMI 206040, 1324 nucleotides. RefSeq lists its product as uncharacterized. NCBI's taxonomy places the organism in Eukaryota, Fungi, Ascomycota, Sordariomycetes, Hypocreales, Hypocreaceae. The record is from RefSeq and is a predicted model, not a curated record. Gene Ontology annotation, biological process: tRNA wobble uridine modification.
CAGCUUCAAGAAGAAUUCCAGGGAUAGAUUGUCCUUGACUUCGGCAACAAGAUGCCGCUCAUCAUUCUCACGGGUCUGCCUACGUCGGGCAAGUCGACGCGGGCGAAGCAACUACAUGACUAUCUCACCGCCCGCAUAGCCGGAACAAAGUACCGGCUGCAUCUGGUAUCAGACGACUCUCUUUCGAUAUCCCGAUCUGUAUACGAUCUCUCUACGGUGCCGGUGCACGCAAGAUCAGCAAAUGCGAGCGAAAAGAAUGCCAGAGCAGCCAUCUACGGAGCUGUCAAGAGAGUUCUGAGCGACAAGGACAUUGUCAUUCUGGAUGGACUAAACUACAUCAAAGGCUGGCGGUACCAGCUACACUGUGAAGCGAAAGCGGUCCGAACCCCGAGCUGCAUUCUGCAGAUUGGAUGCUCCAAAGAGCGCGCACAGCAAGUCAACGAAGACAGGUUAAAACGAGACCAGGCUGCUGUCGAGCAAGAGGGAAGCGAGGCACCAAGCGACACCACAGAGGCAUAUGCGCCAGCAAACUGGGAGAAUCUAGUCUUCCGCCACGAAGAGCCCAAUCCCAUGACUCGCUGGGACAGCCCUCUGUUUACAGUAAUAUGGGAAGACGACGAGGAACAAGUAAAGAGAACGUUUGAUUCUCUCUGGGAGGCGAUUGCUGGAGAAGGCCGCAAGAUUAUCAAGCCAAACCAGGCCACAGAGCCACGCGGGCGCGAUGCGAGUGGCGAUUACUUAUACGUGCUAGAUCGUGAAACACAAGACAUUGUGAAGCGAAUCUUGGAUCAGCAAGGCGACGAUGGCGGCGGAGAGGUCAAAGUGCCCCUUGGCACCGGUGGCAAGAAGGAUCUUGUUAUUGAGCUGCCGGCGGCGAGAAAGGUUGGCUUGCCAGAGCUGCAGAGACAUCGCAGGGCCUUUAUGGGGCUGAACAGAGGGGGGAUUGGGCUGGAGAAGGUGACGAACAUGGCUGCCGAUUCGCUACGGGAGUCGUUUGUCAACUAUCUCAAUAAUACAUUUGAAAGCGAGUAGGAAGUUUAAAGAAGCCUCAGAGGAUGGCGAUAAGCCCGUGUAUACGGGCAGCCUGGGUUUUAAGUGUGUUGCAAUAUAGGAGAGAGCUCAGACCCAGCAUAUUACGUUUUAGGGUAGGCGAUAUUGGAUAUGCCACGAGCGACACAUGGGCGGCCAUGAGACUUACCACGAUGGUUGUGUAUUGGCUUAUAAGGGCAAUGGCUUACGCUGGGUGGAUGCUUGAUGCAAGUGGUCGUGGCUGAAAAGAGAAGCUUGGAAUACAGGCAGCGAGAAACGAAGUCAGACUUACAGC